UUAUGAUGCCCGACGAUUGAGGUGUUGUUGCCAACAACAAAUCGAGCACAGGUCUAACAGUAACAAACUCCGGCUAGGACAGUUGCAAACAGUGGCAGGAUGGAAAGACUAAUGGUACAGCUCUCUAAAGAAGCCUCUGGUAAUAAAUGGAGUUAUAUACGUAAAGCUUGCGAAGAAGCACUGGAAUAUUUGAGGUCAGCUGAGGUGCGUACAGAUGUUCCCCGCCACCAGAUAAGGGCCCUCUGUCUGACAGCGUUGCAGCUGUCACUAGAAUCGAGGAGCACAAAACUGACGCACCUUGCUAUCACCGGAUUCCAGAAACUUCUCGAUGACCCGAUCGCCGAGGCGCAGCGUACGACGACCGCCGACGAGCUGCAGGCCGACUGGCUGCCGAUGCAGGUGAUGCGCGCGGUCUCGCCGACGCACUCGCUCCCCGAAGACGUGCAGACAGACGUGCUGAAGCUCCUGCUGAACAUCGUCUGCUCGACGGCGUGGGGCGGCGUCGCCGUCGUCGUCUGCCGCGUCGUCGACGUCUGCAUCGACUCGUUCGCGAACUCGUCGCAGGCCGGCAUGAAGACGGUCGCCAAGGCGACGGUCUACCAGACGGUCGCCUCGUUCUGCCAGCGCGAGGCGGAGAGCCGUGCCGCGGCACGCGACGCAGGAGAGGCGGCGGCGGAGCAGGACGCGGACGCUGCCGGUAGCGGCGGAGGCAGCGGCAGAGGAGGAGGCAGAGGUGCAGGAUUCGAGGGAGCGAUCGAGGUGCUGACGUUCUUCUGUGCGAAGCUGGGGUACGCGCGCGGCAGCGGCAACCUGAACGCGUACGUGCCGCUGCUGCUGGAGGGAGUGCUGGCGAUGCUGAGCAACGUACCGCGCGACAUACAGGCCUGCGACGACUUCAUCAACCUCUUACUAAGUAGCCCAGAAAGUUUAGUAGACCUGGCUGGACCUGUGGAUAAUGACAUACAUUCGAUGAACAAGACCCCAUAUUCAGAUAUUGCAUUGCUGAAGCUCAUCACAGAUUCGCUGAUGGAAUGCUCACACUGUAGUGACAUGGCCGUGUGCGUGGCUAGCAUUCAGUGCGUCGAUUCACUGCUGACGAGUGUCGAGAAACUGUCGGAAGGAGUGGGCCUCAACGAGUCGCAGGUCAACUGGAUUUUGCACAAAUAUGCAAAGCUGGAAGAGAACAAAGGUCAGAUAAAUGAAGUUGACAGAAUUUCUGAUACCUCUCGUAAGGAUGCUGAGAUGCUACCAGAUGGCUCUCAUAAACCAGUAGCAGAUGAUUUAAAUCACCAUGGCGAUGUGCCAGUUGGUGAUGAUGUUGGCCAUGGCGAAAAUCCGAAAGAAGCUGAAGAUGACGACAGAGAGCCAUGUGCACGGGAGCCGGACCCCGAUCCGGAGCCAGCUGCCGCUGAUGCAGAAGCCAGUCCGGAUGCUGGAGAUACGGAUUCCACCGUUGAGAAGCAGGAUCACGAAGCGAAUCGAGACCUGAAACGCGAACCGGCACCGGAGACGUCGGACGCCGCAAACCCUCCGACAGAUGGCGCCAGCGUCGCGUCCUUGACUUCGGUCGUCGGCAUGAAAAAGAAGGAGAGGCGAGAGUACAGCGACAUAAAGGACAACCUCGAUAAACACGGAGCUAAGGAGCGCGAGUGGAUCGAAAACUUCUCGGAAACGCGCAACCAGUUUUCGGAGAUGGAGCGCAGCAACGCUCGCGACUUCUCCUGCCGCCUAGCCGAGCUUCUGCCGCGGUUGCUACGGAUACGCAGCUCCAUAGAAGUCGACGACGCCCUGCAGCAGUUUGCAUCGUCUUACUGCGAAGAACUCGCGCAAAAGCAGAAGUCCAUCAACACUCGUGACGCCAACUCAUUGUCACACAUCGCGAUAGUGAAUGCGGAUGGUGUCUAUUUGGCCUGCUACUCUGCCUUGCUUUUCAACCUGAAGCUGAUCCACUGCGGGUGGUAUCGUGACAGCUCGUCGAACAUACCUGUCUCCCAGAGGCAAUUCAUAGAUGAGGUACAUGGAAGCGGCGUGCUGGUGUACCUAUCAGCUACUUGGCUGGUGGAACUUUACCAGCAACUGCUUGCUAGUAAUUUGCUAUCGCAGGCCGGAUAUGAAGAAGAUUCGCCCAAUAACUCCGCUCUAAUUAACCUGCUCACAGAAACAGGGACUCUUGGUUGUAGAACUAGAAGCAGAAGUACAGGCUAUGUAAUUGUGGAUGUAGACAAUGUGGGAACGCCCCAGCAGGGAGACCAGUUGCUGAGUGACUACAGGAGGUUGGAGAAAGCUGCCUUGCAUGUAGAGGUGCCGAUCAGUGUGGAUAUCGGCAGGUCAGAAACUAGCCGGCCACAUGCUGUCUGCUUGCUGGAGCAAUGUACUAGAGGUGCUAUCUGUGCUGCUGAAUGGGAAAAACUCCUGCGGUAUCACGGAGAGUCUGAGUCUACUGUUCGAUAAGGAACAGAAUCAGAAGGCGCACGACGCCGUGUGCAUGAGUCUGGAUGGAC
Priapulus caudatus is the source of this 2501-nucleotide messenger RNA. RefSeq names its product brefeldin A-inhibited guanine nucleotide-exchange protein 3-like. The transcript is spliced from 16 exons. Bases 100 to 2451 code for a protein of 783 amino acids. The record is from RefSeq and is a predicted model, not a curated record. Gene Ontology annotation, molecular function: guanyl-nucleotide exchange factor activity. NCBI's taxonomy places the organism in Eukaryota, Metazoa, Priapulida, Priapulimorpha, Priapulimorphida, Priapulidae. Gene Ontology annotation, biological process: regulation of ARF protein signal transduction.